Ipomoea nil (Japanese morning glory) is the source of this 1458-nucleotide messenger RNA. Its product is annotated as protein FAR1-RELATED SEQUENCE 5-like. The record is from RefSeq and is a predicted model, not a curated record. The transcript is spliced from 7 exons. Gene Ontology annotation, molecular function: zinc ion binding; nucleic acid binding. Bases 1 to 1458 code for a protein of 485 amino acids. NCBI's taxonomy places the organism in Eukaryota, Viridiplantae, Streptophyta, Magnoliopsida, Solanales, Convolvulaceae. Gene Ontology annotation, biological process: regulation of DNA-templated transcription.
AUGUGGUGUGCAGCUAUUGAUUUGGAAUCUUUUGGCAUUUGCGAUAAAGAUAAUUCAACUGAUGUUUGUGGAGAAGGCAGUGGUGGUGUUUGUGAUGAAGGUAAUCCCACUGAUGUUGGUGUAGAAUGCAGUGGUGAUGGUUGCGAUGAAGGUAAUGCGACUGAUGUUGGUGUAGGAGGCAGUGGUGUGGGUUGUGAUGAAGAUUAUUUGACCGAUGUGGGUGUACAAGGAAGCUCAUGUGUGGAUUUUAAGAAUUUCAAGCGUGACCUGAUGGCGUACAUUCUAAAUGGUGAUGCUCAAUUAUUCAUAGAUACGCUUUUCAAGAGACGUGAAUUGUGUGAGGCUUUUGAUUUAGAAUAUGAUGUUGACGAAAUUGAUCAGCUUUCAAGGGUUUUUUGGGCGGAUGCAGUAUCUAGGAAGAAUUUUGCUUUUUUUUUUGGUGAUGUUGUUUCAUUCGAUGCUACAUACCGUACUAACAGGUAUAAGUUGGUUUUUGUUCCGUUUACUGGAAUUGAUAACCAUAAGAGAGCCAUCACCUUUGGUGCUGAUCCAGCUCUCAAGGUUGUUGUUGCUCGUGUGUUUGGUACAUCAAAACAUAGAUUUUUCAUAUGGCAUAUAAUGUGCAUGGUUGGUGAGAUGGUUGGACCGGUUUUGUCUAAAGAUGAAGUGUUUAGGAGGAAGUUGAAUGGCAUCGUUUGGAACAAAUCUCUGGACUCCAAGUCUUUUGAGGAUGCAUGGAGAUUGGUUAGGACAACGUCUCGAUCAGAGUCUCAAAAUAGAUUUUUUGGUACGUUCUCUAAUGGUCAUUCUAGUUUGGUUGAGUUCUUGACACCAUUGGCUUUGGAGAAGCAUGCAAUGGAUGUUUACACCAUUUCUGUAUUUUAUGAUGUUCAAGUAGAGAUUUGUGCAGCUUGUUAUUCGUGUCAAGUGGCAUCUUUGUGCGAUUGUGAUGGUCAUGUGUCCUAUGGGAUAAAAGAUGGUGCCCAACGGGCAUGGUAUGUGGAGCUAGUCUUGUCUGAUUACACUGCUACUUGUUAUUGCAAGAUGUUUGAGCGGAUGGGGUUGUUGUUGGAGAACGUUAGGAUUUUUACUAAUCUAUUGUGGUCUGACAUAUAUGCUUGUGUGGGCUUGGCUGAUGGUAAUAUAGAACGUUUGGCACAGCUACGAUGUGUUAUUUGUGAGAAAAGACAAUUAUUUCUCCAAGAUGGGAGUGAGAAUGGCAGUGGGGUGGUGGCUAGUGGCAGCAAACAAAGUGUGACCAACUCAUUUUGUGGAUCUGUGUCUCAGGGGUCAACAGUGGAGGUGCGUGAUCCUAUUCAAGCUAAUAACAAGGGUAGGGGUAAGCGGUUGAAGAGUACAAGGGAGAAAGCUGCUAGUAAGUGUGUAAAGCAAUCAAGGAAAUGCCAUACUUGUGAUGAAUAUGGUCAUAAUAGUAGGACAUGCCCUUUAAAUGGUUAG